UGCUAGUGUAAGCCUGACCGUGAAUAAAAUUCACUUAUAUUUGACAUGAUUAUUGCUCCGGCUCGCUGUAUAUAAGAUGCCCAAACGUCCCCAAGUCGAUGGGAACCGGAAUCACUUGCCUUGUUCCCAACAGACCUUAGAAUCUUCAGACUUGGUCAAUGUGAAUAUCUCAACAAGACUAGCCAUAGCCUGCCAAGUUUCACCAUUUCCAUAAAACCGACAUGAUGUUUGCUCCUCAGAAACUCUUAGCAGUGGCCUCUCUGGUCGCGGGGCUCGCAGCUCAAGCAACGGCCGAAGCAACGCCACCGCUCAAGUACGGCGUCGUGAUUUUCCCGGCUCUCGAGCUCCAGGACGCCAUCGGCCCCAUCGACCCCCUGCAAAUCCUCGCCGCCAAGCACAACAUGACUCUGUACAUCCUCGCCGAGACCAUGGAGCCCGUGUCGAGCCAGAUACCGAUCGGCGUGACUCCGUUCGCCCCCAGCAUAGUGCCGACGCACACUUUUGCCAACGCCCCGGACGACAUCCAGGUGCUGAUCGUGCCCGGCGGACCGGGUGUGCGCAACUUGGAGACGACGGCCUCGGCCGAGGCUUACAUCCGCGCGACUUACCCCAAGCUGGAGCACCUCAUCACCAUCUGCACGGGUGGCAUCCUGGCAGGCAGGGCGGGCGUGCUUGACGGCAAGCUCGCCACGACCAACAAGUCGGCGUGGAAGAGUCUGACGCCGUCGGUGCCCGGAGCCAAAUGGGUGGCGCCGGCUCGCUGGAUCAGGGACGGCAACGUUUGGUCGUCGUCCGGGGUGCUGUCGGGUAUCGACCUCAUUCACGCGUGGAUCAAGGACAUGUUUGGCGAGGAGGAGGAGCAGAGGAUCUCAGGCCUGACCGAGUACAUACCGCAGACGAGCCAAUGCGACGAGCCAUACACCGCAAGGUUCAACAUCACGCCAACUGCUGAUAAAUGCAUCGAGGAGUAGGGGGCGAAGCGGCGGCUAAGGCUGAUUAUUUCCGGGAGGUCACCAGACGAGAAAAGAAAAUGAAAAAAUUGCUCGCCACCAAAAUUGUUACAGGUCAUCAAACAUUUUUCGAUAUCGUUACCACACCGUUUUUGCUAAGCACGGGCUGAUUGAUGAGCAUGGGCUUUGCCGUUGAAGGAAGCUAAUGCAGAUAAGAAAACCAUUUGACUGGACGGUUACAGAGCAAUAAAAAUGAGAACCUGGAUGAGUCAAAGACAAAUACGAACGUAAC
Messenger RNA from Pyricularia grisea, 1242 nucleotides. RefSeq lists its product as uncharacterized. The coding region runs from base 222 to 971 and encodes 249 amino acids. The record is from RefSeq and is a predicted model, not a curated record. Lineage: Eukaryota; Fungi; Ascomycota; Sordariomycetes; Magnaporthales; Pyriculariaceae. The transcript is spliced from 2 exons.